UUUCCAUAUCAAUUCUUGGGUAUAAAUUUCCCAAGUGCCUUUGCCACUGUAUUUUUUAUCUUUCUCAUAAGAAAAAUUCAAGGAAGAAAACGGUUUAGGAGAUAAUAAAUAAUGAAAUGGGGGCUUCUAGCUGGCGAGGCAUAGGCCAAAUGGGGGUUAUAGGUCCCCCCGACCUCGAUUUUUCUAUCUUCCGAGAAAACGGUUCAUCCGAUGUUCUUAAAAAACGAAUCCGUGGUAGAUUAAUAAAUUCCGAAUUCGGUGAUUUUUUUGGAAAAUUUUGUAGGACAUAGAUUCUGCGAUAUUCCACUUUAAAAAAUGGAAAUUUCGUGGAAUCAGUUAUUUGAUUCAAACAGUUAUUGUUGCCUUGAUCAACAAUGUAUAAGGAUAGAAAAACUCAAUAAUUCAGAGAGAAUAUAGCAGAAAAGCCUAGCUCUCGCUCUAAGAAAUUCUCUUGAAACUCAACAAUUUUCAUUAAUUGCAUUUACUUAUUUUCAUAAUUUUCGUAUGUCGCAUCACGUCCUGAGAUUAUCACUUAAUUUUGUAAUAAUCAAAUAUCGAGGCCUACAGCAUGACGAAAAUAAAAAAGAAUCCCCUCCAUUUUUAAUUAAUCUCGUAGUAUCAUCCACAAACAAGUGACCCAUUUAAUUCUGUUUGUCAUAAAUUCCCACCACCGAAACAUUGAUAUAAACUGACCCUGUUAAUGAAGCUAAUUCGAAUUGUCCACGUUUGCCUCUGGUGCAUUGACACUGUUUUAUCGACUGAUAAAACCGAGUCAAAAUAGUUCCAGUGGCGCCUGUCCACAGAGUCCACCUUCAGUGUGGUUCAGUGCUUCAAAAGCCUCUAACCUUCCUGCUAUACGAAAAAUAAAAAAUAUUGGAUCUCCAACAGCUCUCUUCAUUGAUAUUACUGAUCAUUCACAGAACAUCGCGAUAAAAACAGGAACAACUACUGAUGGUCGAAAAAAAACCUAUUUUCAGCAUGGCUCAGCAUAAUUUUCCAGCUCUGAAAAACGACAGAUUUCUGCGAGCAGCUAGGGGAGAAGAUGUCGAUAAAAUACCCGUGUGGAUAAUGAGACAAGCUGGGAGAUAUCUGCCCGAGUUCAGAGAAUUUCGAACGAAGCACGAUUUUUUCACAAUUUGCCAGACACCUGAGUACGCCUGUGAAGUAACACUUCAACCGAUUAGGAGAUUCGAAUUGGAUGCGAGUAUUAUUUUUUCGGAUAUACUCGUCAUACCUCAGGCCAUGGGACUCACUGUGGAAAUGCGACCUGGAGUGGGUCCAGUGCUCCCGGAGCCCCUGGCAAAUCCAUCUGACAUGUCAAGGUUGAAGCGGCCGGACGUUGAGACAGACCUUGGAUAUGUCGGAGAGGCAAUAACCCUUACGAGGCAUAGUUUGGAAGGAAAAGUACCUCUCAUUGGAUUCACUGGGGCGCCUUGGACACUGAUGGGGUACAUGAUUCAAGGAGGUGGCAGUUCGACAAUGGCACAGGCCAGAUCCUGGCUCUAUAGGUAUCCAGAGAAGUCCAUAGAACUGUUGCAGUUGAUAACUGACAUUGUGGUUGAUUAUCUCGUCAUGCAGGUGAAAGCUGGAGCUCAGGCUCUACAAGUCUUCGAAAGUCAUGCAGAUUACCUGAAUGAUGAAUUAUUCAGGAAAUAUUGUUUCCCCUUUGUCAAACAAAUUAGCGAGAGAGUCAAGGUGAAGUUGGACGAGUUGAGGAUUCCGAGAGUGCCGAUGAUUGUGUUCCCAAGGGGAGCAACGAUGAAUUCCCUGGAGCUGCUGGCUAAAGACCAGAGCUACGAAGUUAUAGGGGUGGAUUGGAAUGUUGAUGCUGUUGAAGCUAGACAGAGAUUCGGUCCCAAUGUCACUGUGCAAGGGAACAUGGAUCCGUGUGCAAUGUAUGCCAAUGAGGAUGAAGUGUACAAACGGGCGAGGGAGAUUGGUGAAAAGUUCGGAAAAACCCGUUAUAUCGCUAAUUUGGGGCAUGGAAUACUUCCAGACACUCCUAUUCCUUCGGUUGAGGCGUUCAUACGAGGUGUGCAUUCCAUUUGAGAGAAUGAAAGCUGAACAAAUGAGAAUUUACUAUUGAUUCGACGAAUAGAUGACAUUGUAACGGUUUUUGUUGGGGGAUAAUCGAGUUUUUGAUAAAUAAAAUAUAAAAUAGUUGAUAACAAUGAAAUUCAAUA
This is a messenger RNA of Diachasma alloeum, 2183 nucleotides long. It is a transcript of the gene Urod, whose product is annotated as uroporphyrinogen decarboxylase. Lineage: Eukaryota; Metazoa; Arthropoda; Insecta; Hymenoptera; Braconidae. Gene Ontology annotation, molecular function: uroporphyrinogen decarboxylase activity. The transcript is spliced from 6 exons. The record is from RefSeq and is a predicted model, not a curated record. Gene Ontology annotation, cellular component: cytosol. Gene Ontology annotation, biological process: heme biosynthetic process. Bases 952 to 2049 code for a protein of 365 amino acids.